AUGUCAAGCUCGACAACAGUAGCUAUUAUUGGUGCUGGUGCCUGUGGAUUGGUAUGUGCUAAAGUACUGCUUGAUGAUGGUUUCGAUGUAACUCUUUUCGAACGAAACGAAGAAUUAGGCGGUAUUUGGUCUUCAAAAAUAGCCUAUGCCAACUUGCACAAUCAACAACCAGGAGGCACAUUUGAAUUCUCUGAUCUUUAUGAUGGUGAAGAAUUUUCUUCUUGGCAAUAUGUUCAUGAUUAUUUGCAAAAAUAUGCCGAUUUAUUUCAUAUAAUUGAACGAAUUCGAUUUCAAACUCAAGUUCUAUCUGUUUCGAAAGAUAAUCUAAAAGAUGAUACUAUUCCAUGGAGUGUUGAAAUUGAAACAAUAAGUGGCAACGAGGAAACGAAGAAAUUUGAUUUUGUUAUUGUAGCUACUGGUCUCUUUCCAAAGCCAUUUACACCGAUUUAUCAUGGGCAAAGUAAAUUUGCCGGUUCAAUUCUAUCUCCAAUUGAUAUUAAAUCACAUAAGCAAUUAGCAGAUAAAAAUGUGCUAGUAGUCGGUUGCGGUAAAAGUGCAGCUGACAUGGCAGUUUUAGCUGGUAAAUAUGCCCGAUCAUGUUAUUUAGUAUUUCGAAAGGCACAUUGGAUGACUCCAAGAACAAUCAUGGGUGGUUUGCUCCCAUUACGACUUUUAUUGACUCGUGCAAUGUCUAUUCCAUUUACUCCGGUGCCUGAUGCUCCCCAUAGUGCUCUAUUUCGUUAUCUUCAUGAAAAAUUUCCAAAGGUAUUCGCCACAUUGACUACUGGAAUAGGAAAUGAUAAAAUAUUCACCAAUGGGCCUGAUUUAUACAAUGAUAAAAUAUUUAUACCUCAAUAUCCAUAUCGAAACUUAGAAAACAUUGUGAUUAUACCUUCUGACUUUAUUCGACUUAAAAGCGAAGGUCGUAUUAUUGGACGGUUAGGAAUCAUCGAUGAAAUUAUCGACCGCACAACAGUUCGAUUGAAUACCGGAGAAGAAUUACAAGUUGAUAUGGUUAUAUCAGCAACUGGAUAUAUUCGACAGUUUCCUUUUUUCUCUCAAGAACAUGCUCAAAUGAUGAAUUUAACGGAAAGUAAUGGAAAUAUUGAACUGAAUCUUUAUCGUCGAGUUAUACCUGUUGGUAUACCCAACAUAGCAUUUAUUGGUUUCACAGGAGCGUCAAGCUAUUGGAUGGUUGCUGAAGUCGCCAGUCAUUGGAUAUCAGAUUAUUUUCUGAACCGUCUUGAGCUACCCAACUCCGAAGAAAAAAUGUAUGAAGAAAUCAGAACAAGUCGGAAUUUUAUUAGAAAACUGUUUGGACGAGAGGAACAUGAAUUCAGAUAUUAUUGGGCAGCGCCAAUGGAAAUCUAUAUGAAUGACAUGGGUUUAGCAUUACAUAGAACAAAUAAUUGGAUAUCGGAAUAUUUCGGAGUCUAUCGACCAAAUCGUCUUAAAGGUUUACAUGAAGAACGUAAAAUAAUCGCUGAAACAGGUCAGAGACCUCGACGAUUUUAUUUUAGUUUUCAACUGAACAUUUUUAUUAUUGCACUUUUAAUACUCGUGUAUUUCUUUUUUGUCUAA
Molecule: messenger RNA, 1581 nt
Organism: Rotaria socialis
Lineage: Eukaryota; Metazoa; Rotifera; Eurotatoria; Philodinida; Philodinidae
Source: the annotation of a GenBank genome assembly